AUGUUCUUCAAGAGACUCACGUUAUCAAACAGUUUAUCAAAUUUAUCUUUCACCACAUGUCGAGGAUUGUCUACGCUUGGUUUGACGUAUGAAAUCUGUUCACCUUGCGGCAGUCUUCCUCGGUUCCUUGUCAAUGCAUCAAUAGUCCGUAAGCAUCCCACUGUUGGCCGCGAGAGAAAAUUACUGAGUCCUUAUUCGUGGUUCUCCAGCGGCUGUGGUAUAUCCUAG
Molecule: messenger RNA, 228 nt
Organism: Penicillium digitatum Pd1
Lineage: Eukaryota; Fungi; Ascomycota; Eurotiomycetes; Eurotiales; Aspergillaceae
Source: RefSeq, a predicted model, not a curated record